AUUCGAAUUUCAACAGCUGAGUUUUGACAGUUUUCGUGAGUUCUGUCAUCCGAACCCGGAACCACAACCUCCGAAAAAAUAAAGCUCAAUGGCUUCUUUAUUUAAAAAAGCAUUAUUGCUGAAACCAAAUGUAGUUCGUAAAUCAGUAGGGAUACUCUGCAAUGCUACUCGAAACCAUUGGAAUUAUCAAUACAAGCCUGGUCCAUUUCCCAAGUCUCAGGCAGAAAGAGACGCAGCCGCAAAGAAGUAUGGAUUGUUACCUGAAGAAUACCAACCUUAUCCGGAAGAAAUGGGUUAUGGAGACUAUCCUAAACUUCCCGACAUCGGUACCGAUUCGAAAGAUCCCCAUUACCCGUAUGAUUUGCCAGAUUUGAAGAGGAACUUUAAUGAGCCCUUCCAUGCUACAGCAGAAUUAUUUGGUGAAGAUCGCUAUGACCCUAGUAUGAAGCCAAGGAUCCCUGUGUGGGAGCAGUGGUGUUGGUUCUUGGGUUGCAUGACCGGUUUCUUUGCCCUCUUCUUCUACUUGGAAGACUAUAAAUUUGGUAGACCAGUCACUGAGAAGCAGUAUCCCAAGGAUGGACCUCAUUACAUGUUCAGUACAAACUAAACUGCACAUGGUUUAAUUAAUUAUUGUUAUUAGUCAAAGAAAAUUUGUUGAAAUAAACGGUUCCAUUUUUAGUGACCCUGAAUAAACGAAAUACAAUAUAA
This is a messenger RNA of Colias croceus (clouded yellow), 708 nucleotides long. It is a transcript of the gene ND-ASHI, whose product is annotated as NADH dehydrogenase [ubiquinone] 1 beta subcomplex subunit 8, mitochondrial. Gene Ontology annotation, cellular component: mitochondrion. The transcript has 3 exons. Lineage: Eukaryota; Metazoa; Arthropoda; Insecta; Lepidoptera; Pieridae. The coding region runs from base 89 to 607 and encodes 172 amino acids. The record is from RefSeq and is a predicted model, not a curated record.